UGUGUGUGUGUGUGUGUGUGUGUGUGUGUGUGUGUGUGUCUCUCACUACAGUCCAGUAAUAGAGCAGGACAGAUCUGGAGGUGGGGCUUCCAAGAGCAGGCUGGAGAGCUACCGUCAAAACGGCUCAGAGUGACAGCUUGGACUCAAAGUGUCACGUCACUGAGAGUGUGUGUGUGUGUGUGUGUGUGUGUGCGUGUGUGCGUGCUGCACCCAUAGCCCAAGGUGUUUUCAGGUAUAAUGAGUGCUAGCAGCAGUAUGUGUGGCUCCUGUAUCUAGGCCAGCUCUGAACGGCAUCCAGGGCCGCCAUCACUUCUGUCAGCUUCCAGCUAAACAGCCUAAAGCUGGUGGUAUGUUUGCUGUCAGCUAUAAAAGGUAAUGUUGCAGGGGAAACAUUACUUUCAGUCUCCACAUUGUGCUUGCCAAAGUACGACUAUAUGACUGGUCGGGUUGCCUUUUGGCAGCAUCUUUAUUUCCUUUUUCUGUUUCUUGUUUCUUCCCUUUUGAAGUAAACAUCACACAUUUGUAUGCAGCAGCGUGUCUGCCCACUGCAGGCAUCCACCACGGUGGUCAGGUCAUUGUAGUAUGGUCACACUGUCUCCAUCCAUCAUCUCGCUCUACUUUCAUCUUCCCUUUUCUGGGUCGGAAUAAGCAAACUAGUCAAUAAUGCAUGAUGAGGAGGGGCAGCUUUGGGUGAAAUGGUUUGAGAGAGAUUUCAUGCUCGCGUUGUUUCGACAUAGAAAAGCCCGACAUAUGGAGGGUAAUCAAUCACGCACUUAAUCACACGAUACCACCCCCUCACCUCCACUCAGCGCCAAAACCAACAGGUGGCUCCCAUGACUGGGCUGGAAUAAAAUAAGGAAAACAAACACAGAUCUAAAAAAAAAAAAAAAAGACAGUGAUACAUAUGAGACUGUCAGAUGUCUGGGGUUGAUGAAUUAUAGGAAAAUAAAUGUACGUAGCUACAGCAUUUAUAUAUGUAGCGCUACACCAGCAAACUAGCGCUUCUCAAACGUUUGUCAUUCCCCUCCUUCUGAGGAAGACACAUUUCCCCCUCCUGUUGAAAUAACAUCAAGAUCACAAGCGUUCCUUUCACCUAGUUUUGCAUCACAUUUCCUUCCGGCCACACGGGCCCCAACUGUCAGUUCUCUGGCCACGCACUUUGAGAACUUUUGCACUAAACAAAUCCCAAACGAGCGUAAAUUCCUGGUCUUAUUUUAAAGCAGGAUUCCUCCUCUUGAUCAGUUUAUUCACAUAUCAAUGAUGGCACAUGUUGACUGGUAUGGUUUGCCACUCAAGGAGGAGUGAAAAUGGUGAUUUGUGUGUACUGUGACCUCACUAGUUACCUUCUAUAGGUCGACAUGGGCAACAUGUAGACCGGUCUGUUCACGCAGGAAAAUGAGAGGAAGAGCUGCUUUGACUGGGGAACAAAGUGAAAAGUGUAUCUGGACAAGGCUCGUACAGACAGAGCAGGGAAAAAAAAGAGAAGGGAGAGCAUCAGUAAAGUAGAAUCCCAGAGCCCGAUUACGAGACCUGCUGUCAUCUGCCUGGAAAAUGUGACUGGGUUGUCUGGAAGGGGUGGAGGCGUCACAUUCCAGUUCACAUCCGACGUCUUACUGGCUCAGAGGAUGAUGACCAUUACAGAGGGAUGAGGCGGAAAGCAAGACCCGCAUCCAUCUUUCCUCUUGUGCAAAGCUCACCGUAUCCCAGCUAACACUCCUCAACUCUCCUGUUGGGCGACAACGGCGUCUAGAUGGACACAAACCUUUUAAGACCUCUCGGGGAAAUUCAGUUUAACUGCCAGUAUCAACAAGAUAUAGUGUGGAGAACUCAGGGUUGGCUUUGGUUGAGCCACACAGCCAUAUAUUUUAUAAAUGGAGCGUGUUGCCAGAAUCGCUUUUCAUCCUAAUGUGACUGUUAGGGGCCUGAGAGGGUCUUUGGGGCACAGUGCAUGGCCUCCCUGUUAAAUUGAUUUUACCCCCAUUAAACCUGCUCUCUAAACAGCGGUGGUCAAAAGGGACCGAUGUCACUUUUUCUCUCUACGUGUCCUCCACCCCUCAAGAUGCACCCACGGCUGAUUGUGCUUUCUUUCACCUUCUUACACUCCUUAUGGACAGGAGCGCUUGUUUUUAGUUUGAUUACUUUGUGCAUGUGGUGUGCGUUGGGUCGGUUGAUUACAAGGCCCACAUCCCGAGGUUUUGUGUCGCAGCCUUGAGAGGCGAGACACUGACUCACUCCCCAUCACAGACGGACCACAAGACAACAACAUGUGUUGUCAAAGCAGAUAUUCACACCAGGUCAUUAGCACAGGCACAGACUGUGUGUGUGCAUUUAUUUGUUGCGUGUGUGAGUGUUUGCGCCGUAGUGUCAUAAUGCCACAAAACUCCUCUGUUCUGGCCUUUUAAUCAGUAAAGAAUGACUGUGAGCGGACGCAGCCGCUGGCUAGUGGCACAAUGUUUUGCUCUGUGUUUAUGAGCGAGAGGAAGGAAGAAGUGUGUGUGUGGGGGGGGGGGGGGGGCACAGACACAUUUAGAUAUCCCACUUCUCUUUGUGGUAACGAGAAACUGCUCUCUCAGCUGUUAGACACAAAGGCAGCAUCAACAGUCGCUGUCAGCCCGGACGGCUGGCUGACUGUCUGCCUGUGAUUGUGUGUGUUUGAAUGCAUUAGUGUGUAUGUGAGGGGAGUCUACAGUGCACUGAAGCCAGGAUGGAAGCCAAAACCGUCCGCUUUUUCUACAGCCGGCGUUGUAAAGAGAUCCGUGCCCAGCUGGUGGAGCAGCUCAAGUGUCUGGAUCAGCAGUGUGAGCUGAGGGUGCAGCUGCUGCAGGACCUGCAGGACUUCUUCAGAAAGAAGGCCGAGAUCGAGGUGGACUACAGCCGCAACCUCGAGAAGCUGGCAGAGAGGUUCCUCACCAAGACCCGCAGCACCAAGGACCAUCUACUCAAGAAGGAGCACAGCAUUUUAUCCCCCGUGAACUGCUGGAACCUGUUGCUGCUUCAGGUGAAGAGGGAGAGCCGCGACCACGCCACGCUGUCCGACCUCUACCUCAACAACAUCAUCCCCCGCUUCGCACAGAUCAGCGAGGACUCAGGACGCCUCUUCAAGAAGAGCAAAGAGGUCGGCGUACAGCUGCAAGAGGACCUGAUGAAAGUUCUUAAUGAGCUUUACACGGUGAUGAAGACAUACCACAUGUACAACACUGACAGCAUCAACGCCGAGUCCAAGCUGAAGGAGGCGGAGAAGCAGGAGGAGAAGCAGAUGGGACGCUCUGGUCGACAGGACGACCGGCAGACGCCGCGCUCCCCCGACACCUUGGCCAGCAUCAAGACCGACGAGAAGCCCGUCCGACGCUCCAGUGUCAAGAAAAUUGAGAAGAUGAAGGAGAAGAGACAAGCUAAGUACACAGAGAACAAGCUGAAGGCCAUCAAGGCCAGGAAUGAGUACCUGCUAGCUCUGGAGGCCACCAACAGCUGUGUCUUCAAAUAUUACAUCCACGACCUCUCCGACAUCAUUGACUGCUGUGACCUAGGUUACCAUGCUAGCCUGCACCGCGCCCUGAGGACCUACCUAUCGGCAGAGCAGAACGUAGAGACAUCCAAACACUCUGGCCUGGAGACGCUGGAGGGAGCCGCAGAGAGUCUGGAGGCCAACGGGGACAAACAGAAACUGAUGGAGACCUACAAUAACGUCUUCUGUCCCCCUACUCGUUUCGACUUCCAGUCUCACAUGGGAGACACGAUGGGAGUGGUGUGUGCACAGCAGCCACUGGAAAGCGAGCUGCUCCAGAGGUGUCAGCAGCUGCAGUCCCGCCUCUCCACACUCAGGAUUGAGAACGAGGAGGUGAAGAAAACCAUGGAGGCCACUCUGGCCACCAUCCAAGACAUGGUGACGGUGGAGGACUACGACGUCUCUGAGUGCUUCCACCACAGCAACAGCAUGGAGUCGGUCAAGUCCACUUUCAGUGAAUCCUAUCUCAGCAAGCCCAGCCUGGCCAAACGACGGGCCAAUCAGCAGGAGACGGAGCAGUUCUACUUCACGAAGCUGAAGGAGUUUCUGGAAGGCAGGAACCUGAUCACCAAGCUGGAGGCCAAGCAUGACCUCAUCGACAAGACCAUGGGAGAGAGUCAGAAGACUGACUGUUGCCUUGCCAGUGGACGGAGAAACUCGGCGGUACGGAAGCAGGAGUCCGGUGAGGUUAUUCCUCUGAUGGUCGAGAGCUGCAUCCGCUUCAUCAGUCGCCAUGGUCUGCAGCAUGAGGGCAUCUUUAGAGUGUCGGGCUCUCAGGUGGAAGUCAAUGACAUCAAGAAUGCCUUUGAGCGAGGCGAGGACCCGCUGGCAGGGGACCAGAAUGACCACGACAUGGACUCCAUCGCUGGCGUCCUGAAGCUCUACUUCAGAGGACUGGACCACGCCCUCUUCCCAAAGGAAGUCUUCCACGACCUCAUAUCCUGUGUUUCGAUGGAAAGCCUUCAGGAGCGGGCAGUGCACAUUAAGAAGGUUCUGCAAUCUCUGCUGAGCAAAACCCUCAUCAUCAUGAGAUACCUGUUUGCCUUCCUCAACCAUCUGUCCCAGUACAGCGAGGACAACAUGAUGGACCCAUACAACCUGGCCAUCUGUUUCGGUCCCACCCUGAUGUCUGUCCCUGCGGGCAACGACCAGGUCUCUUGCCAGGCCCACGUCAACGAGCUCAUUAAAACCAUCAUCAUCCACCAUGACACCAUCUUCCCCAGGCUGCAGGACCUGCAGGGCCCCAUCUACACCAUCCCUGGAGCUGGAGAUGACUUCUGUGAGCCCCCCCUUGUGGAAGAGCCUGCGCCCGUCUCCGUCACCCACAACAGCGAAGAUGGCUCCUUGGCUGUUUCAGAGUCCGACCCAUUCGAAGCCAUCGCUCGGUUCGACUACUCCGGCCGGACUAGUCGGGAGCUAUCGUUCAAGAAGGGCGCUUCUCUGCUUCUGUACCAGCGCGCUUCUGACGACUGGUGGGAGGGACGACAUAACGGAGUGGAUGGACUGGUGGCUCACCAGUACAUUGUGAUCCAAGACACGCCUGACGGGGGCAGGGGGAGUCCAAAGCCCGAUGUGGACAGCAGGGACCUGCUGGAGGAGAGAGUGUCCACCAGAGGCAGUGCUGCCUCUCCUACCGGAGCUCAUGUGGCCGACAUCUAUCUGGCCAACCUGAACAAGUUGAGGAAACGUCCGGAGUCCGGGAGCAUCCGAAGAGCGUUCCGUGGCUCAGAGAGCGACAGCACGAGUCCAGGAGCCAGUGGAGGGGGAGGAGGGGGAGGAGGAGGGGUGAGAACCGCUUCUCUUCCUGUUGGUGGGGCUCUGGUGAAAGAAACUGGGGAUAAACGACCCGUCAGCGCUCACAGCAUCCUCAACUCAGUCACCCGACACUCCUCUCUCAAGACCAAGGUGGAGAGUCCACAGUUACGCAAGACAACUACAGCAGGGCGCUCCAAGAGCUUCAGCAACCACAGACCACUGGACCCUGAGGUCAUAGCCCAAGUGGAGCACAGCUCACAGGACAUCGAGGCCGUGAUGAACUCUGCCCUGACUGAGCUCAGUAAGUUGGAAAGGCAGAGCACCUCGAAGCACACACACACCCCCGACGUGGUCCUGGACACACUGGAGCAGCUGAAAGGUGUGUGUGGUGGAGGAGGAGGAGGAGGAGGAGGAGCCUCGGAGCCCUCCAGUCCACUCCACUCCCGUCUGUUAAGGGACAGCGAGGGGGGCUCUUCCCAUGCCCACCCGCUUCAGCGCAGCGCCUCCUCUGCCAGCGACGUGCCCUCCUCCUUCCGCCCGGUCAAGAGCCAGCCGCGGAGCCCCCUGCCCUCUGCCACAUCCCCCUCUCUCUCCUUUUCCUCCCUCUCCUCAUCUGUACCUUCCUUUAGAGAGCUGCGCCCCCCAGCAACCAGGCCCAAACCGGUGGUGUUCCCAAAGAACGGCGGUGGCAGUCCAGCCAUGGGUUCCCCGACCUCUACUGUGCCCCCUACACCUCCUCCUCCACUUACAGGCCACACACACUCUCUCCCUCACACCCCUCCUCCUCCACCUCCACCCCAGUCUACUGACAAAUCCUGCCCGGCUUAGGACUUCUCAAUCCGACCCGCGAUACUGAUUCUUGCAAACUCUUUGAUUCUUACAGCUCUUGUACCAGGUGCAGAAAGCACCUCCUUUGUUCAACACAAGACGUAACCCACUACUCAUGUGUAGCAUUCACUUCUUGUUGUCCAGGCGAGUUCUUAAGAUGCCACGUUCCCUUUUAGAGUGUCAAGAUGUUUUCUGCCCUCUCCUGGCAGCUCUGCUUACUGCAGUUCAACUAUCAGAGGGCGUAGAUUAGUGAACACGCUUCAAAGACAGAGAUCCCAGGCAUCACUGGAUUUUAUUUCAUUCUUUUUUUUACAAGGGAACAGGACUCAGGACGGACACCUACAGAACUAAAGCUUUCAUACACUAGUUUGUGAUGUUUGAAAUUGUGUUUGAGUGGGCGUGCAGGAGUGUUACUUGCCUUUUACACACAGAUCUAAGUGAGAAACAAAAAGCACUGUUUGAUUUUGUACAGUAGACACGACUGUUUUUCUUUUCUUUUUAAUGACCCAUGUUUAAUGGACUGGAAGGGAGUGUUUGAUUCCUGAGAAUAGACUGUGAAACGCUAAGCUCUCGCACUGACUCGCUGCUUCAAAAGUUGAAGACUGGAGAUAAAGGUGGCAUUUUUGGAUGAUGAAAGGAAAGAAAACUGGGCCAAAUAUCGGUGUAAGUCAUGUGAUCGAGAGCUUUAUUUGACCUCUUCCUCCAGUGUUUGACAUGUUGGUGAUUUUUAUGUUAUUUUUUACGACUGUUCUUUAUUAGUACCACAACAGGGGCAUAGCAGGAGCAGUGUUCCCCGAAGCCUAACAUGGCCAACAGUAAUUCUAAAUACACACAUAGCAAUACAGAUAAUGAAAGCUGAUAGUUUGAGGCAUUAUGCUGCUUCUCUCCUGUAGCUCUAUUAUGUGUGUAGGGGACCACUGAAACCCAGCAUUUUUAUAGGCAAUGUUGGACUGUACACAUACACACACAUUCUCUCAAAAUGUGUGCGUGUUGGUGUUUUGUGGCAGCUAAACGCCUUUUCAGGUUUUCCUUCGCAUGCUGGGGCCAUAGACAGCGGCCACUAUGGCGAGCUGGCCGAUUGCAUCAGUUUAUGUGUCUGCGCGGCACCAGACACAGCAUAACUUCAAACAAAGUGACAGCUUGCUCCUUUUUAAAAAUAAACUUCACACUUAACAGUAAAAAGGGUUAUAUUAUUCCAAUGGUGUGUAUGUAUGUUUAAUAAUCAUGUUGAUAACUGGAAGCAUGGAGCUGAGGAUCCUCUUAAGUGUGUUUUUAAAUAGAAGCAACCAACCACCUCAUCCACUGCGUUCUGAAGCAAAGAUUGCUUUUGUUGUUACUUUUUGUUCCCAGUUGUUAAUUAAUGCUCCGAAUCUGUAAUGGUAAAAUUGUUGAACUGUGUAGCUGUGUCUGGGUGUGUGUGCAUGUGUGUGUGUGUGUGUGUGUGUGCGUGCGCCUGUGGGAGCAUGCGUGGAAGUAGAGUAUGUAUGCACCCCGCCCCCCCCACCCCUUGCAAUGCCCACCCACCAUAAAGGGAUGCCACCCAACAGGAACUGUCUGCAGAGACACAGGAGUAACAGCGGCCUUAGUGCUGAAUAAAUAUGCACUGUGUGUACAUGUGAGCAGACAGAAAGCCUGCAAGUAUAUACGUGAAAAGUUGUCUCGUCUUCAGUCACUGCUGUAACAACACCAGUGGCAGAUCAGCUUUAAGGAAAAACAGGAGCAGAAAAAGGGCUUACUUUUUUUUUUUUUGUAAUAUAAUUUUUGCAAAAAUAUAUCUUUGCAAAAUUAGAUCUGAUGAUGAAUUAAGUAAUAUGUGAAUAAUUUUUCAAACACUGACUUCAAAAGUGGACACAUGUCAUUCAGGGUCAACUGAAUAAUACCUUUUUUGUUGUUGUAUUUCACCUUCUUUGAAACAGUGUUGAACUAAUCUUACUGAGGUGUCCUCAUAUUCCCCACUAUCACGCCCUGUAUGCUCUCUACCAGGUAAUGAAUUAUACUUGUAAAGGUUUAUUUUUUAUCUCUGUAUACUGUUCAUGUAUUACCUGGUGUAUUUGUGUUGCUCUUACCUCAUCGUGACAACUGGAGGGACUGUGACUGUAUGCGCGUGUGUGUGUGUGUGGUGAGAAAUGAACUCCCCUUACCCAUACAGUACACUCUCUUAACACAUACAGACAUGCAUGUGGUUGGUUGGUGUGUUUUGUCCCGGCUGUGUCAUCAAGGGGAGCUGGGACCCUCUUCGAUCUUAAAUCAAUCAUUGUGCACUUGAACAACUUGGCUUGCGUGUGGACUAACUAUGUGGGGAUGAUUUGUCAGAAUUGAAUAUUGUUAAAUAUGCAUUUUGUGUCCGAUUGAAAACAGCAGAACUAAAAAAAAAAAAGAAGACUGUAAUGUCAAAUCUAUUUAUAGUUGUCUCUGUAUUACUGGAGAAUCCUGUGUUCAGAUGUACUUUGUAUAUACAAUGUUGUACAUUACAGAGGUACACUCUUUUUUGGUACAAUAUUGUACAGUAAUAGCAAUAGUAGUUUAAUCAAAUAGGCCUUAUAUAAUUCUAUGUGUAGUUCUUGUAGUAGAUCUGUUUUUUAAUAAACAUUGCUUGCUAUAUAGA
This is a messenger RNA of Anarrhichthys ocellatus (wolf-eel), 8693 nucleotides long. RefSeq names its product SLIT-ROBO Rho GTPase activating protein 2 (gene srgap2). The coding region runs from base 2705 to 6088 and encodes 1127 amino acids. Lineage: Eukaryota; Metazoa; Chordata; Actinopteri; Perciformes; Anarhichadidae. Gene Ontology annotation, biological process: signal transduction. Gene Ontology annotation, molecular function: protein binding. The record is from RefSeq and is a predicted model, not a curated record. The transcript has 23 exons.